Molecule: messenger RNA, 1619 nt
Organism: Wyeomyia smithii (pitcher-plant mosquito)
Lineage: Eukaryota; Metazoa; Arthropoda; Insecta; Diptera; Culicidae
Gene: Nfs1
Product: cysteine desulfurase, mitochondrial
Exons: 3
Coding region: 134-1477 (447 amino acids)
Biological process (GO): [2Fe-2S] cluster assembly
Cellular component (GO): mitochondrion; nucleus; cytosol
Molecular function (GO): pyridoxal phosphate binding; cysteine desulfurase activity
Source: RefSeq, a predicted model, not a curated record
GUAAAAAUUUGACAGCCAAGAGUAUUAUUCAGAAAUUAUUGCGGACGGAGUAACCGACAAUAAUUUUUAUCGUGGAUCAUUUUUAAAUACUCCAGAAAUUGUAUUUUGUGGCAGCGAACAUCUAGUUUACACAAUGUUGAAUGUUUCGCUCAAGUUAGGUGGAGCAAUUUCGCGACAAAUUGCACGUCGUGCCUCCGUUUCCGCUAGUGUUGAACGGCAAGGUUUGGGUUCCGGCAAACAGUUUAAUAUCAAAGAUGAGGUUGUGGAUGGCAGGCCGCUCUAUCUGGAUGCACAGGCAACUACGUCACUCGAUCCUCGAGUUUUGGAUGCUAUGUUGCCUUAUCUAACCUGCUACUACGGCAAUCCACAUUCACGAACACACGCGUACGGUUGGGAAUCGGAGGAUGCAAUGGAAAAGUCUCGAACGCAGGUGGCCAGAUUGAUAGGAUCCGAUCCAAAAGAAAUUAUAUUUACUUCUGGUGCUACCGAGUCCAAUAACAUUUCCGUUAAGGGAGUCGCGAGGUUUUACGGCACAAAGAAAAAACACGUUAUUACGACUCAAACUGAGCACAAAUGUGUACUGGAUUCUUGCCGAGCUCUAGAAGCUGAAGGGUUUCGCGUGACUUAUCUGCCUGUACAGCAAAACGGGUUAAUUAAUUUGGAAGCUUUGGAUAAAGCUAUUACGCCGGAUACUUCAAUUGUUUCAAUUAUGACGGUGAACAACGAAAUUGGAGUGAAACAACCGAUAGCCGAAAUCGGAAAAUUAUGUAGAUCAAAAAGUGUGUUUUUCCAUACAGACGCAGCACAAGCAAUUGGAAAGAUUCCUAUCGACGUAAACAAAAUGAACAUUGAUCUUAUGUCAAUAUCGGGACAUAAAAUUUAUGGUCCGAAAGGAGUGGGUGCCUUGUACGUAAGGCGACGACCCCGCGUUCGAGUGGAAGCCAUACAAAGUGGCGGUGGUCAGGAGCGUGGUAUUAGAAGUGGUACCGUUCCAACUCCUCUCGUAGUAGGGCUUGGUGCCGCAUGUGAGAUCGCCAUGCGCGAAAUGGAAUACGACCACAAAUGGGUGGAGUUUCUUUCGCAGAGAUUGAUGGACAAACUAUUUUCAGCGUUGCCACAGGUGAUUCGUAACGGCGAUCCUGUACAAUCGUAUCCGGGUUGUAUCAAUCUUUCGUUUGCCUUUGUCGAGGGUGAAUCCCUGCUGAUGGCAUUGAAAGAUGUAGCGCUAUCGAGUGGAUCGGCGUGCACGUCUGCUUCUCUAGAGCCCUCUUACGUACUGCGUGCUAUCGGUGCAGACGAAGAUCUGGCGCACAGUUCAAUUCGUUUCGGAAUUGGUCGAUUUACAACGAUCGAAGAGAUCGACUACACAGCUGAAAAGUGUAUUAAACAUGUCACACGUUUGCGGGAAAUGUCUCCUCUGUGGGAAAUGGUGCAGGAAGGGAUAGACAUUAAAACGAUCCAGUGGUCUCAACAUUGAACUGGAUAUCGAAAUGGUAAAAUAGUUCAGGAGAGAGCUACAAUACGUUGAAGGGACUGACCGCUUCGUUUAUUAUUCUCGUUAGAAUUUUGCAUCAUUUCAGAUUGCAUGCAGCAAUAAAUAAGUUAUGUUUACCUACAAA